AUGGGAAAAAUCUAUGGCGUGCAGGGCGUGUCGGAGGAGCGGCCGGGGCUGCUGGAGACGGCGGCGCGCGCGCGCGGGCACUACCAGAAGCGCGCCUACGCCUGCGUCAAGCUGCUCGUGGGCGUCAUGUGUCGCGCGCCCGCCGCCGUGCGCGCCGUGCACGCGCAGCACGACAGCCGCCGCCGCUGGCGCACGCUGCUCACCUGGCUGCAGGACGAGCUCGACCGCAAGUAUGGCCCCGGCGGUUACGGCUCGUACGGCACGUGGUCUCCACCAGGAACUUCGAACGAGACGUCUAGUGGGUACUUUUUAGAGCGCAGCAAUUCUGCAAGAAAAACUCUCGAAAAAGCUUACCAGCUGUGCCCCGAAGAAGAAGACGAGGAGGAAGAAGAGAGUCGCGAGGGCGCGUCGGGCUCGGGGUCGGGCGACGCCGCGGACGACAGCGUGGACGAGGACGAGGCGGGCGAGGACGACGCGGCCGCGCGGCGCCUGGCGCUGCCGAUUUUGUAA
Molecule: messenger RNA, 510 nt
Organism: Trichoplusia ni (cabbage looper)
Lineage: Eukaryota; Metazoa; Arthropoda; Insecta; Lepidoptera; Noctuidae
Product: probable ubiquitin carboxyl-terminal hydrolase FAF-X
Exons: 5
Coding region: 1-510 (169 amino acids)
Source: RefSeq, a predicted model, not a curated record